AUGUGGUCUCUUCUCUCCAUCAUUGCCUAUAUCUGUUUCUUACCCAUUCUUUGCCUCUUUCUGAUCAAAUUCUAUGAAGGUGUUUGUGUCGCCACUGUUCGAGAUACCAAAACAAGAAAAGCCAUUCGACACUCGCUCACCAUUUGGCAAUCUCUCAAAUUACUCCUCUUCAAUCAUGAUCAACCCUUACCAGAGAAAUUGUUUCAAAUUGCCAAAACCUUCCAUUUUGAACCUUUCAUCUUUUACAUGAAAGGUUUCAUUCCCACUGUCGUCUUCUCGGAUAAUCAUGCAGCAAAAACCAUUCUCAUUGAGAAAUGGAAAAGUUUUGAGAAGAAUACUCAACUCUUGAAUCCCAUGCAGAAAUCUUUCAUUGGAAAUGCACUCGUGUUCAUGAAUGGUGAGGAAUGGCAUGCAAAUCGUUCCGUAUUGAAUCCUUCCUUCCAACAUGUAGAAAAGUAUUGGGCCGAUAUGUGUGAAUGUAUUGUGAAAUGUGUCUCCAAUAUUGAAAUGUAUGGGACUCAACUCUCUUAUGAACCUCAAGCUGAAAAAAGUUACAAGAUUAAGAUUAAGGACAUGCUCACACGUCUCGCUCUGGAUGUGAUUGGACUGAGUGCUCUCGAUUGUGAAUUCAAAUACUUGGAACCAGUCGACAUGAAUCGAGUGGAAAAGUAUGAAAAAGUCUUGAAGGCCUUUCGUUAUCUGUUCAAACAUGUGAAUACCUGGGAGAGAAAUAUAGGAAUUUUCGGUACACUCUACUCCAUGCUUCCCAUUGAAGAUAAUGCCAAAUUGGCAGAAGCGAUGAAUACCUUAAAUUCCUUCAUCUAUUCCCUCAUUGAGGAGAAGAGAGAAAAGUUUAUUCCAUCGUCCAAGACAGAUCAGCAACUUGGAACCAGCAAUGUUGCUGCUACAACCACCUCUACGACCAUCACUCUCACAUCUGAGGAAAUUAUGGGAACUCCUCAUCGAGAGAAGAGUGCCAUUGAAACACUUCUCCUCAAAUACUAUGAAUUUGAGAGGACCUCCUCUGAAACUCCUUCCAAGCAACAAGUCAUGAAUCAAAUUUCAUUUCGAAACUUGAGAGAUGAUGUCUUGCUCUUGUACAUUGCAGGACAUGCCACCACUGCAGAGGCUUUGAGUUUUCUCUUGUUCCAUUUGGCUCAAUAUCCUCAUGUACAGGAACGAUUGGUCGAUGAAUUGAAAAAGAGUUUUCUGGGAGAGAAAUUCUCAAAGAAUUCUCAUCUCGCUCAUGAGUCAUGUCAUGUCUUGAUACGAUCUGUGGAUGAUAUUCAUCGCAUGAAUGAGGAAUUGUCUUACUUGGAUGCCGUGGUGAAUGAAAGUUUGAGAGUGGUUUCUCCUUUAGGAAUGUUGAAUCGUUUGAGUUGUGAGAAUCAAGUGGUGGAAGGUUUGAAGAUCCCAAAAGACUACUCAGUUUCACUCUUGAUCAAAGCCAUUCAUUGCAAUCCACAAAUCUGGGGAGAGGAUUGUGAAAAGUUUGAUCCAGAGCGAUGGAUUCGAAUGAAACAACAGCAACACGUCUCGAGUCACGUAUUCUCGACUGUGAAAGGUGCUGGCACUUCACCUUCCACAUCUCCAGUGAAUGUUGAAUUACCUCAAACUUCUGAAAUAUUCAAUAUGGGAGAAGAUAUUCCUCAUCUUCCAAAAUCUUCAAAGGAAGCUGUCACCACAAGUGUUCCUUCCCAAAAAGAAGAUGAUGAGAAGAUCAAGAUGAAGAGAGAAUCUGCCUCUUCAGAAGCUUCCACCAGUGAACAAUUGUUGAAAACUUCAUCUCCUCAUUCCAUGAUUUGUUCCUUUCUUCCAUUUGGUGCUGGAGCGAGAGUGUGUUUGGGACAGAAAUUCUCUCUCCAAGAACAAAAACUCUUCCUGAUUCACUUAUUGAGCAAGUACAAAGUGUCGUUUGUUUCUGAGAGUAUUAUGAAGAAGAAGAAGGAAGUUUCAUUUGAGGCACAAGCAUCUGCCAGUCAGAGCACGACUCCAGCUCAACCCAUGACCAAGAUGAACCUAUUGGGAACUGCUCCAAUCUUUAGUUUGAGCGACGAUACGAAACUGCUCUUCACAGAGAGACAUAUUGAGAUGCCUUUGGAAUAUCACUUGUAUGAGGAAGACUUUGAUAAGAAACAUAUUACGGAGGGAAUGAGUGUCGGUGACACUGGAGUUGGGUUGAAUGCCGAUGAAGAAAUUCCAAGCACGAGUCGAGAGCAUCAUCCUUUGGAUAUCAUUCAUCAGGUCGAUACUUAUUAA
Naegleria fowleri is the source of this 2259-nucleotide messenger RNA. RefSeq lists its product as uncharacterized. The record is from RefSeq and is a predicted model, not a curated record. Bases 1 to 2259 code for a protein of 752 amino acids. The transcript has a single exon. NCBI's taxonomy places the organism in Eukaryota, Heterolobosea, Eutetramitea, Acrasida, Naegleriidae. Gene Ontology annotation, molecular function: iron ion binding; oxidoreductase activity, acting on paired donors, with incorporation or reduction of molecular oxygen; monooxygenase activity.